AUGCGCAACGGCUUGGAAUGCCUCGAGAGGCUUUUCACCUAUAAGCGAAAACCAUCUCGCUCUUCAAAUGGAGGAGCUGACCUUGUCAGUCAACCACCGGGUCAGAGGUUUCCCUCACCUUCAUUUAUCCGGCCCAAGACAAGUCGAAUGACUGCGCGCGACGAGGUUCGCUUGCGACGAGCCACAGGACGGUCGCCUUCUGUUCCAGAAAUUCUGGCAAGUCAACGAAUGACCCGUGGUCACGCCUACAACUCGCUUCCAGCAGAUGGCAACUGCCAGCUGAGGUACAAAUCGGUGUCAUCUCCGUCCUUUACUCACCGACAAGCGGAGACCUUGGUGGCUGGACUCUGCGAAUUCCAAUUUCCCAAGCCUACCGCCCAGAACGGCGACUCGUGUUCGUCAUCACACUCGUUCGAUACGACGAGGCUGGCUGGAGUUGCUCGACUUCCUAGCCCUCGCUGCUGCUCCCCACUGGAGAGUUCUCCCUCAACACCCAGGUUGAACAACCCCCCGUCGCCUCAUCUCGAGGACGUCGGCAGUGCAUCUCAACGCCCCAUCGCAAAGCCAGGAAACCCCAAUCUUCCAGCCUGCCCCCCAACUCCUGCUCGGCUUCCUAACGAGGCAUCACGCUCAGGUGCACAAUUGCGAGGCGUCAGGUCGGCCGAUGCUCUUGACAAAUCUCCGUUCAGAGUUAUUGAAGAUCGGAUGGGCGACCUGUUUGAUCGGUGGUCUCUCAACAGAUCAUACAGCCAGUCGAGUAUUGCCCCAUCUGCCCAUUCGUUUUGCAGCUCUACUUUGAGGGAGCCCGGCGUGAAGGAGUUUCUCAAUCUCAGCGAUGACGACAUCGCGGAAUCUGCGCCAGAGAGUCCGGCCCUGGGUCCGCUUCGGCGAUUGACGACAUCGGCCCUACCUCCAAUGGACCUGUCCAUAUCAUCGUCGGAGCCACUGGCAUCAGCGCUGCUAACGCUGACGCCCCCUCGCGCAAGCCGGCCUGCUGCCGCAGCAGCCUUCGAAGCCGCAAGAAUCGCCAGACGCCACGAUUUCGACUUGGUCUACGUUGUCAAUCUUUGGCCAGACACGUCGAAGCCCAUCCAUGGCCAUGGUACACAAAAGCCCAUGAUUGGGCGGCUCCUGGCGGCGCACGGCUUGCAUCAUGUGCCUUCGCCCCUGCAGGUUGCUGCCGAUGUCCACUCGAGAAUUCUUCGAGCCGAUGGCUGGAUCGAGUAUCGGAAUCAUGAAGCCAUGCCGCAAGACUUUGCACGCGGGUACGCCUGCGCAUUUUACACGGGCCAAUACCCCCGGAACCCCUCGGCGCGAUGCGCUAGUCCAGUCUCGGGAGUUCGUCUCUCGGAGAGAAUUGACCGUGGCAUUGUCUUUGCGGCCUAUCGCAAGCCUCGCGAUGGAAAUGGUGGGCUCGGUCGCGACCUUGGUGAAGAGGAGCUGGGGGAGCUGCAUCGAGAUGCUGAGGCGCUGGUUGAGAUGGUACUCGACAUUCACGUCGCAAACAGAAAUCGCCAGCAAGCUUGGCGAGCGUCAUUAGCCGAUGAGACGGGCCCGAUUCCGGCGCAACCAAUCGAGGUUGCAUGA
Molecule: messenger RNA, 1587 nt
Organism: Ustilaginoidea virens
Lineage: Eukaryota; Fungi; Ascomycota; Sordariomycetes; Hypocreales; Clavicipitaceae
Exons: 1
Coding region: 1-1587 (528 amino acids)
Source: RefSeq, a predicted model, not a curated record